GGGAAGUUCUAGCAGCUGUGGGUGUCUGUGGUGUGUACUGGCAGGAGCCUCCGCCAUGGCCUGGGGUUGCUUUGUGGCCGUGCUUCUGCUGGUGGCAACUCCCCUGAGGUUGGGUCAGCAUCUACACUCCAAGCCUGGCCUUGAAUACAGCUAUGACUGUGGGGUGCAGGGUAUGCAGCUGCUGGUGAUCCCCAGGUCAAACCAGACUAUCCGAUUCAAGGUGCUGGAUGAAUUUGGGAACCGGUUUGAGGUGAAUAACUGCUCUAUCUGCUACCACUGGGUCAUCUCUGAGCCCCAUGACCCUGCAGUAUUCUCAGCUGACUACAGAGGCUGCCAUGUGCUGCAGAAGGAUGGACGGUUCCACCUGAGAGUGUUCGUGCAAGCUGUACUACCCAAUGGCUACGUGGAUACAGCACAAGAUGUCACUCUGAUCUGUCCUAAAGCAGACCACACUGUGACUCCGGACCCCUACCUGGCUCCACCCACUACACCUCAACCUUUUACACCUCAUACUUUUGUCCCACAUACCAAUUCUGGCCACACGCUGGCUGGGUCUGGCCACACGCUGGCUGGGUCUGGCCACACGCCUCUUCUCAGCACAUUGUACCCAGAGCACAGCUUCAUCCAUUCAACUCCUGCUCCACCAUCCCCGGGACCUGGACCUGCUGGGCCCACUGUGCCUCAUCCCCAGUGGGGCACUUUGGAACCAUUGGAAUUGACUAAGCUGGAUUCUGUAGGGACCCAUCUGACCCAGGAGCAGUGUCAGGUAGCCUCUGGGCACAUUCCCUGCAUGAUAAAAAGUAGUUCCAAGGAAGCCUGUCAGCAGGCUGGCUGCUGCUACGACAACACCAGAGAAGUACCCUGUUACUAUGGCAACACAGCCACUCUCCAGUGUUCCAGAAGUGGUUACUUCACCCUGGCCAUAUCCCAAGAAACAGCCUUGACACACAGGGUCAUGCUGAACAAUAUCCACCUGGCCUAUGCCCCCAGCAGAUGCCCCCCUACCCAGAAGACAAGCGCUUUUGUGGUCUUCCAUGUUCCUCUAACCCUCUGUGGAACGACAAUCCAGGUGGUUGGUGAGCAGCUCAUCUAUGAGAACCAGCUGGUGUCUAACAUUGACGUCCAAAAGGGGCCAAAGGGUUCCAUCACUCGGGACAGUGUCUUCCGGCUUCAUGUUCGCUGUAUCUUCAACGCUAGUGACUUCCUGCCUGUUCAGGCAUCUAUCUUCUCACCCCAACCACCUGCCCCUGUGACCCAGUCUGGACCCCUGCGGCUGGAGCUGAGGAUUGCCAAGGACAAGACUUUCAGCUCCUACUAUCGGGAGCGUGACUAUCCCCUUGCGAGACUGCUCCAAGAACCAGUCCAUGUGGAGAUCCGUCUCCUGCAGAGAACCGACCCCGGCAUGGUCCUGAUGCUACACCAGUGCUGGGCCACUCCCACGGCCAACCCCUUCCAACAGCCCCAGUGGCCCAUUCUGUCAGAUGGGUGUCCCUUCGAGGGUGACAACUACAGAACACAAAUGGUGGCCUUGGACAGGGCGGAGCUGCUCUUCUGGUCUCACUACCGGCGCUUCACCGUCACUACCUUCACUCUCCUUGACUCCAGCGCCGGAAGCACCCUUAGGGGACUGGUCUACUUCUUCUGUAGUGCCUCUGUCUGCUACCCUGAGGGAUCAGAAACAUGCUCUACUGUAUGUGACUCUGGGAUGGCAAGGCACCGACGGUCCACUGGUCACCACAAUAGCACUGUCCAUGCCUUGGACAUUGUGAGUUCUCCAGGAGCAGUGGGCUUUGAGGAUGCUGCUAAACUCAAGCCCUCAGGCUCCAGCAGGAACUCUAUUUCAAGACCCCUGCUCUGGGUGCUGCUCCUCCUGCUGGUCACCACCCUGGUCCUGAUGUCUUUGUGAGUCUGAAUUGGGCCUGGGCCCAGAAACUCUGAGAAGGCACCAGAUGUUAAGUGGGUUCAAUAAACCAUUGUUUGAAAACCACUGAA
Molecule: messenger RNA, 1992 nt
Organism: Mesocricetus auratus (golden hamster)
Lineage: Eukaryota; Metazoa; Chordata; Mammalia; Rodentia; Cricetidae
Gene: Zp1
Product: zona pellucida glycoprotein 1
Biological process (GO): binding of sperm to zona pellucida; prevention of polyspermy
Cellular component (GO): egg coat
Molecular function (GO): acrosin binding; structural constituent of egg coat
Source: RefSeq, marked provisional